UCCUACCACGCAGAACAAACGCUAUAUUCAUCUGCUUGCUUGAGUUUUCCGUUGCUGAAACUCCUUACAGGAGCUCCUGGGUACUUUUCCCCUCCGUUUUAGCCUGUUGAGCACAAUGCCAUUCACGCCACCGGGCGAAAACAUGCGAAGCUCCUGCUCCGUUUUCCCAACAAUGUGGAGAACAUGCAGUAUUUUUUGCGCAUGGACUCUACUGUUCUUGACAGAAGUCUGUGCGCAGUCCCAGCAGAGACCAAUCUUUACAUGUGGCGGAAACAUCACAGGAGAGUCUGGAGUAAUCGGGAGCCAGGGGUACCCAGGAGUUUACCCUCCAAAUACCAAAUGUGUGUGGAGAAUCACAGUCCCGGAGGGCAAGGUGGUGGUACUGUCAUUCCGCUUCAUUGAUCUGGAGAAUGACAACCUGUGUCGCUAUGAUUAUGUGGAUGUCUACAGCGGCCAUGUCAAUGGACAGAGACUGGGUCGCUUCUGUGGGACGUUCAAGCCAGGAGCCCUUGUUUCCACAGGCAACAAGAUGCUCCUGCAGAUGGUAUCCGAUGCCAACACUGCUGGGAGUGGCUUCCUGGCUGUUUUCUCUGCUGCCCAUACACAUGAGCGAGGGGACCAGUACUGUGGAGGCAGGCUGGUUAAGCCCUCUGGGACUUUCAAAACACCCAACUGGCCUGAGAAGGACUACCCAGCUGGAGUGACCUGCUCCUGGCAUAUAGUAGCACCAAAGAACCAGAUUAUUGAGGUGAAGUUCGAGAAGUUCGAUGUGGAACGAGACAACUACUGCCGCUACGACCACGUCUCCAUUUUCAACGGGCCGGAAAUAAACGAUGCGAAGAGGAUUGGCAAAUACUGCGGAGACAGCCCCCCAGCGCCGGUGUUGUCGGAGGGGAAUCAGCUCCUAAUCCAGUUCCUGUCAGAUCUCAGCCUGACUGCCGACGGCUUCAUUGGGCACUACAAAUUCAGACCAAAGAAAUUCCCCACCACAACAGUACUGCCUGCAACUACCACACAGCCAGUCACCACCAGGCCAAUACCUCUGAAGUACUCUGUUGCCCUGUGCCGGCAGAAAUGCAAAAGACAAGGAACGCUUGAGAGCAAUUACUGCUCCAGCAAUUUUGUGAUAACUGGAACUGUUAUUACAGCGGUGAUUAGAGGUGGAAGUAUGCACGCCACCGUCUCUAUUAUCAACGUGUAUAAAGAAGGCAACCUGGCAAUCCAGCAGGCAGGAAAGACAAUGAGCACCAAGAUCGUUAUCCUGUGCAAAAAGUGCCCAGUUAUCAGAAGAGGCUUGAACUACAUCUUCAUGGGCCAGGUGGACGAGGAGGGCCGUGGAAAGAUCGCCCCGCACCACUUUGUUAUGGCGUUUAAGACAAAGAACCAAAAAGGACUCAACGUUUUGAUAAACAAGCAGUGCUGAGUUCCGGUAGCUCUGGUGAUCUUCUGUUAACUGGUCUGCUCAAGGCUCAUCUGUGGAUGGAAAUUAUUACAUGAAAAAACAAAAGCAAUCUCCUUCUCAAGAACACAAACGAAGGAUAUGAAAACAAAUCUGAAUGCGUUUGCGGAGCUGCCGCUGCAAAUCAUGGAAACUACAUGAUUUUAUUCAGUUGAUGGAAACUUUGUGUGUUCAGUCAUUUUCCUGUCCAGUUACGGUAAAAAGAAAGUACAUCCUCUGUCACUUC
Messenger RNA from Pundamilia nyererei, 1685 nucleotides. It is a transcript of the gene pcolce2b, whose product is annotated as procollagen C-endopeptidase enhancer 2b. The record is from RefSeq and is a predicted model, not a curated record. The transcript has 9 exons. Gene Ontology annotation, molecular function: protein binding; collagen binding; peptidase activator activity. NCBI's taxonomy places the organism in Eukaryota, Metazoa, Chordata, Actinopteri, Cichliformes, Cichlidae. Bases 116 to 1423 code for a protein of 435 amino acids.